AGCGGAACAAAAGCCGGACGCCCCCAGCCGAGCGCCCCCGAGAUUGCUAACUCGCUUGUCCCAGCGGCGGGGACCGGCUCGCGGGGCGGGGAGGCCGGGAGCCGCGAACCAGCGGGUGUUUUCUCGUCCUCGCGGGUUCGCCGGAGGCGCUGAAGGACAGCUUCGAACGCGGGAGGGGAACAGGCCUCGCUUCCUUGACGCUUGCAGUGACGGCGGACUUCGUUAAGUUGCAAACAGCGGUGCAGAAUAGUUUGCCUACUUUGAGUUUUGGAGCAGGUCCCGGUGUUCCGGGGGCCCAGUAGGCGUCCUGGUGCUUUAAGCGCGCUCCCAGGAAUCCGCAGAGCUCUGCCAGUUGGCCCUGGAGGCCUCAGAGAGGUCUUGGGGCUUGCACAAAGACUUGGAACCUCCGGAGCUUGUGGUCUGGGCUCCAGGAAACACGACAGCCUUGGGUCUGAGAAAGGACCGCUUUUGUGGUUUCCAUUUUGUCAUUAGGUUGGUACGGCAGUUGUAUUCCGUCAGUUACCGGAGUCCCUGGCCCUGUGCACCUGCGCAGGCACCUGGUACAUUGAUCCUGUGAGAUGGCAGCCAUAAACCCGUGGCCCUCCUGGGGAACCAGUGACCUUCAAGGAUGUGGCUGUGGAUUUCACCCAAGAGGAGUGGGGGCAGCUGGACCCUGUUCAGAGAACCCUGUACCGCGAUGUGAUGCUGGAGACCUAUGGGCAUCUGUUGUCUGUGGGGAAUCACAUUGCCAAGCCGGAGGUCAUCUCUCUGUUGGAGCAAGGAGAGGAGCCAUGGUCCAUGGAACAGGCAUAUCCUCAAAGCACUGGUCCAGAGUGGAUGAGAAAUCUUGAAAGCAAAGCAUUGAUCCCAACACAAAGCAUUUUCGAGGAAGAACAAUCCCAUAGCAUGAAGUUGGAAAGAUAUAUAUGGGAUGAUCCUUGGUUCUCCCGGUUAGAAGUCCUAGGAUGUAAAGACCAAUUAGAAAUGUAUCACAUGAACCAGAGUACAGCUAUGAGGCAAAUGGUCUUCAUGCAAAAGCAAGUACUGUCUCAAAGAGGUUCUGAAUUCUGUGAACUUGGAGCAGAGUAUAGCCAGAACUUAAACUUUGUUCCAUCUCAGAGAGUUUCUCAAAUAGAACAUUUCUAUAAGCCUGGUACAAAUGCUGAAAGCUGGCGGUGCAACUCAGCCAUAAUGUAUGCAGAUAAGAUUACCUGUGGAAACCAUGAUUAUGACAAAGCCUGCCACCAGUCCAUACAGCCUAUUCAGCCUGAAAAGAUACAAACUGGAGAUAAUCUUCUCAAAUGUACUGAUGCUGUUAAAUCUUUCAAUCAUAUACUACAUUUUGGUGAUCAUAAGGGAAUGCAUACAGGAGAAAAACUCUAUGAAUAUAAGGAAUGCCAUCAAAUCUUUAACCAGAGCCCGUCAUAUAAUGAACAUCCGCGACUUCAUAUUGGAGAAAAUCAGUAUGAUUACAAAGAAUAUGAGAAUAUCUUUUAUUUCUCAUCAUUUAUGGAACAUCAGAAAAUUGGUACUGUAGAGAAAGCAUAUAAAUACAAUGAAUGGGAGAAAGUCUUUGGGUAUGACUCAUUCCUUACUCAACAUACAAGCACUUACACCUCAGAGAAACCCUAUGAAUAUAAUGAAUGUGGGACGUCUUUUAUCUGGAGCUCUUACCUUAUCCAGCAUAAGAAAACACAUACUGGAGAGAAACCCUAUGAAUGUGAUAAAUGUGGAAAAGUGUUUAGGAAUCGUUCAGCCCUUACUAAACAUGAGCGUACUCACACUGGAAUAAAGCCCUAUGAAUGUAAUAAAUGUGGAAAAGCCUUCAGCUGGAAUUCUCAUCUAAUUGUACAUAAAAGAAUUCAUACAGGAGAGAAACCUUAUGUAUGUAACGAAUGUGGAAAAUCUUUCAACUGGAACUCCCAUCUUAUUGGACAUCAGAGAACUCAUACCGGAGAAAAACCUUUUGAAUGUAAUGAAUGUGGGAAGUCUUUCAGCUGGAGCUCCCAUCUUAUUGCCCAUAUGAGAAUGCAUACUGGAGAGAAGCCCUUUAAAUGUGAUGAAUGUGAAAAAGCUUUCAGGGAUUACUCUGCCCUUAGUAAACAUGAAAGAACUCACUCUGGAGCAAAACCAUACAAAUGUACGGAAUGUGGAAAAUCCUUCAGCUGGAGCUCCCAUCUUAUUGCACAUCAGAGAACUCACACAGGAGAGAAACCCUAUAACUGUCAGGAAUGUGGCAAAGCAUUCAGAGAGCGCUCAGCCCUCACUAAACAUGAAAUAAUUCAUUCUGGAAUCAAGCCUUAUGAAUGUAAUAAAUGUGGAAAAUCCUGCAGCCAGAUGGCUCACCUCGUUAGACAUCAAAGGACUCAUACUGGAGAAAAGCCCUAUGAGUGUAAUAAAUGUGGGAAAUCCUUCAGCCAGAGCUGUCACCUUGUUGCUCAUCGGAGAAUUCACACCGGUGAGAAACCCUAUAAAUGUAAUCAAUGUGAAAGAUCCUUUAACUGUAGCUCUCACCUUAUUGCACAUCGGAGAACUCAUACUGGAGAGAAACCAUACAGAUGUAAUGAAUGUGGGAAAGCAUUUAAUGAGAGUUCUUCCCUGAUUGUACAUCUUAGAAACCAUACUGGAGAAAAACCCUACAAAUGUAAUCAUUGUGAGAAAGCUUUCUGUAAGAAUUCUUCUCUUAUUAUUCAUCAGAGAAUGCAUAGUGGAGAGAAACGCUUUAUAUGCAAUGACUGUGGAAAAGCCUUUAGUGGUCACUCGGCCCUACUUCAACAUCAGAGAAAUCAUAGUGAAGAGAAACUGUGAAUUGAAUUGAUAGAUCUUUCUUUUAUUGUACAUUUGGUAACAUAUUGAAAAAGAAAAAAAAAAGCCUAUAUACUAAGGGGAAAUUUUUUAGUAAGAAUCCAGGAAGACUUACUACUCAAUAGAACAUAUCUUCUUAGAAGAAACCUAUGAAUGAGAAGACUGGAAGAAGUUUUCAGAAGUUAUGUAGCCUUUAUUUAACUCAGAUAAUUACAGUGAAGAAACUCCAAACUCCCCUAAUGGUCCACCAGGAAUCCUACUUAAGGAACAUGGAUGUAGGGAAUGAGACUUCUUUUCGCAAGAGAUUUCAGCUAUUUGUGGAUCUGAGUGCAUUGUUGAGGGGAAAACCUUAUUCUGGGAGAAGUUUUUCAAUGACAAUACACUGUUUUGCAUCAAGCUGGAAUGAUGGAUGGGAAGCUUAGUGGAAGUACAGAUUUUGCUGUUGUAAAGGGAGGAUGUGGGUGUCCUUUAAGGAACAGAAUAUGAAAUACUAAAUCUGAAUUUAAGAAAAAAUAGUAUUGAAUGGGAUAUUUACUAUUGAUCAAGAUUAACCUUAGAAAAGAUUAGUAAAUGAGAUUACUAAUGGUGGAAAGAUUAUUACCUAGAAGUGUGAGACUGAUGGUGGAACAAGAGGUGACAGUUUAUGACCCAUUGUGUCAGUGUCCAUGGUUCACUCAUGAUUGCAUCGUUGGACAAUUCAUUUGUAAUUUGUUUUAGGCAAUCACUAAAGGUUAUAAUUGUGGACACUGCAUCAGUAUACAUAAUGUUAAGGAAUGAAAGAAUGCAAAAUUGUACAUACAUAUCUAUUAUAACAUCUUAAAAAAUGUAUACCAUCUGGAUAGAGACUGGAAGGACCCAUGGAGAAAUUAACCUUGUUAGUUUAAGAUUUUUUUUAAAGUUUUAUAAACACAUACAGCACUUAUCAUGUGCUAGGCUUUGUUUUAAAUGCUUUUCAAAUAUUAACUUGUUCAGUCUCCUUAAUUCUGUGAGAUAGGUACCUUUAUUAUCCCAAUUUUAUAAAUGGAGAAAUUGGGGCAGAGAUGUUGAGAAACCCACUUAAGUACACACAGCUAUUAAGAAAUGGAAUUGAGAUUUUUGGCUUCAGAGUCAUGUUUUUAACUACUAUGUUAUGCUGUCUCUCCAGUGGUCUUUUUCUCCUAUUUUUUUUCUUUUGUUCAGUUUUCUAUGGUAGAUAUUUAAUAAUAAAAAUCCAGAAAUCAUGAAACAAUGAGAAUGUUACCUUGCUCUCUUUCCUGAGUGAUUUCUGGUAACAUGAGAGCUAAACUCCCUUUGGAAUAUGAAAUCUGGAUUAGACAUUCAGAAUCAGUGCAUUUUCUGGGACCUGGGUUCCCUAGGAUUUCACUACCCACAACCCUGAGGAUUACAGCACAGCAAUGGCUGGGACACUCACCGGAGGUUUGGGCAGUGCUGAGGAAUGUCCCUUGAUGGGUUUAAAGUGGCCCUCACGGCACACAGAGCAAGAGACACUACUGCAUAUGGGAGCACUAUUUCUCAAGGUCUCCCUCAAAUUCCGUGUUCAUGCUUUCUUCUCUAGCUGAGAAGACUGCUUGAUAGUAGGGGGGCUUCAGAGGGAAGGAAGCUCACCAAUUCAUCAGUGUGAAGAGUGGCUCCUAGUGGAAAGAAGGCAAGAUGGUUAAGAGGAUUUAGGUCCCUUCUCUCCAAUUUACAAAUAUUUCCUGUAUUUUCCUAAAGUAGGGCUAUAAUUAGAGGCCAACAAUUCUUGGAUAGGUGUCAAGGUUAUGGGUUGGAAAUUUAGGAUGCAAAAGGUUCAUCUAGUUCUUGCAGGGCCCAUGACCCUCCUGUUGGUUGAGAAAGUGGCCUACUGGUGUGGGGAGGCUGUGUUCACCAUCUGACGCCUGUAGAUGGAACUCACAUACGUAUGUCACACCUGUUUCCCUACCUCUCAGGGCUUAAUGCAGAGUGGUCACCCAAUAAAUGUUACAGGAGUAAA
This is a messenger RNA of Lontra canadensis (Northern American river otter), 4777 nucleotides long. It is a transcript of the gene ZNF606, whose product is annotated as zinc finger protein 606. NCBI's taxonomy places the organism in Eukaryota, Metazoa, Chordata, Mammalia, Carnivora, Mustelidae. The record is from RefSeq and is a predicted model, not a curated record. Gene Ontology annotation, biological process: regulation of DNA-templated transcription. The coding region runs from base 703 to 2808 and encodes 701 amino acids. The transcript is spliced from 6 exons.